AUGGAUGAAUUUUUUGAGUUUGAUAAACGACGCCAUCUAGUUUUACACAAUUUAAUAAAAGUUCAACAUCCUGGCAACAUUGACAUUGAAGUUCACAUUUUCGUAGUUCUCUCGGCCGCCAUUUCGGCGUCACUAUCGCUUUUUGCAAUUGAUUGUAACGCCCUCGUUGAGAAAAUUGUGAAUUAUGUUGCAGCCAUGCCACCACCUGACAUAAAGGGAAAAGGCAAGACUGUAAUGACAUACAUAGAACCAACAAUGAUUACAGUUAACAGUGCACCAGAUGAAGAGCCAGACAAUGGGGUCACAUAUUUUGUUGAUGAGGAAGGACGGUAUUAUUAUCAGCCCGCGGGUGAUAAUCAAAGCAUUGUUUCCUUACCCACAGCAGUUACCAAUGAAAAUGAGGGCAUAGCAGAAGAGCAGAGGUUAGUAGAUGGUGAAGCAUAUCAAACUGUAGCUUUGGUCCCUUCUGACACUGGCACAGGAGAAGUGAGCUAUGUCCUGGUAGUACAAGAGGACAAUAAGUCUGAUGUGAAAAUUGGGAUCAAAAUGGAUGAGGACAAACUUCAAGAAGAUGAAGAAGAAAAGGGAAAUGAAGAUGUUUACACUUUUGAAGAUGACGAAGAAGGUGGCGAGGAACAAUCUGCUGAAGAGGAUGAACCAACUGGCAAAGCAAAACCAGCAACUAAUAAACGGAAGUACCUGCGACCACAUUUCACCUGCACAAUUUGCACUUACACAAGUCAUAGACGCUUCCUACUCUUACGACAUAUGAAAUCCCAUUCAGAAGACAGACCACACAAAUGUGGGGUGUGUGAACGUGGAUUCAAGACCAUUGCUUCCCUACAGAAUCAUGUGAACAUGCAUAAUGGGGUGAAACCGCACAUUUGCAAGUAUUGCAACAGUUCAUUUACUACCUCUGGCGAGUUGGUGCGCCAUGUUCGAUACAAACAUACGCAUGAAAAGCCCCAUAAGUGCACAGAAUGUGACUAUGCGUCUGUAGAAUUGUCCAAACUACGGCGACACAUGCGUUGUCAUACAGGCGAACGGCCUUAUCAGUGUCCAAACUGCACAUAUGCAUCUCCAGACACGUUCAAGCUGAAACGUCAUUUGCGUACCCACACAGGAGAAAAGCCAUACAAAUGUGACCAUUGCAAUAUGUGCUUCACACAGUCCAACUCGCUCAAGGCACACAAACUGAUUCAUAAUGUUGCAGAGAAGCCCGUUUACGCUUGUGAAUUAUGUCCGGCUAAGUGUGGGCGUAAGACAGAUCUGCGGGUGCAUGUUCAGAAACUCCAUACCUCUGACAAACCGCUUAAGUGUAAGCGUUGUGGAAAGACCUUCCCCGACAGAUAUUCCUGCAAAGUGCACAUCAAGACUCACGAAGGCGAGAAAUGCUUCAAAUGUGAAUUGUGCCCGUACGCGUCUACGACGUUGCGGCACCUCAAAUCGCAUAUGCUCAAGCAUACGGACCAGAAGCCGUUUGCUUGCGAGGAGUGCGAUCAGUCUUUCAGACAAAAGCAGCUACUGCGACGGCAUCAGAACCUCUAUCACAAUCCGAACUACGUUCCGAAGCCGCCCAAAGAGAAAACUCAUACGUGCCACGAAUGUCAACGUACAUUCGCCCACAAAGGCAAUCUGAUCCGGCACUUGGCCGUACACGACCCGGAUUCUGGCCAUCAAGAACGAGCGUUAGAACUCAAACUGGGCCGUCAGAGGAAGAUCAAAUACGUCGACGCUUCUAUACAGGCUCGUGACGAAGAAGAAGAAGAAGAAGAAGAGCCUCCGGAAGAGCGAGAACAAUUGAUGAGAGAAUUACGACGGGGCGAGCUCGUUACUGUGGCGGAUGGUGAUCAUCAUCAAUAUGUGGUGCUCGAAGUGAUACAAUUGGAAGAUGGUACAGAACAAGUGGCUGUAGUCGCACCAGAUUAUGUGGAAGAUCAAGAAGACGACGAAGAAGAAGCUGAUGUAGAAAAGAAAUACAUAACAGAAGAACAAAUAAGGGUGAAGCGACAAGCAGAUCCUGGGGAACGAAUAAAAUUAGAGAAAGAUGUGGAGUCUUGCUUUGGGUUCGAUGAGGAGGAAGAAACGGAACAUAACGAAACAAAUUUUAAUCAGAAACUCGUGCUGCGCAUCGUUUAG
Molecule: messenger RNA, 2139 nt
Organism: Chilo suppressalis (striped riceborer)
Lineage: Eukaryota; Metazoa; Arthropoda; Insecta; Lepidoptera; Crambidae
Source: the annotation of a GenBank genome assembly